AUGAAGUUCUCACUCAUGCUCCUCUUGCCUACGGCAUUAACUGCCAGCGCACAAUUAAUUGAGGUCCGCGCAACCGCCUGUGGAGCAGGAAAUAACUGCCAGCGCGGCGUCGGUGGUGCCGCCGGCGUGAAUCCACCUUUGAGCAGUCGCCUGGCUGACUGCUCGAGCCUGUUCACCGUGACUGUGACGCCGGCUGUCUAUACAACGACAACAACUUCAUCGGCGCUAGAUAUGCCUGUUUUUACCGUCGUUAAGCGCGAUGAACCCGCCAGUGCAGUCACCGUCAGCCCUACCGUCGUACCCACCUAUGCAAAGUACUGCUCCAGCGCAUCAGCCUACUACAGCGCUUGCUCCUGCGCGGGCGUUACUGGCGUUACAACCACGGCGCCAACGCCUACGGUGACGGAGACGGAGACGACGACUGUGACGUGCGCGCUGGAGAGGAAGGUGAAACGAGGUCUAGAGGCGGCGGGGGGUAUGCUGAACUUUGGAAGGAUGUGAUGGGACGUUGGAUAACCUGUAACUGAGGUGAACGGAGGAAGGAGUGUUGAUCUUGAUCAUUCUCUCGCUGAUCUGGAGUCGACGCGUUGUCUGUCUUGAUUGGGGUUGGAGCUUAGAAGAAGUGGAAGAAUGGAUAUGAAUGUGUGCUACAGCUUUGCGAUUGUGACUUUGAUCUUUGGAUGUGAUAGGGAAAUGUGGAGGUUGGGUAAGGUAGAACCUUGGUGUGAUGGUCCGAAGAAAUGAG
Molecule: messenger RNA, 745 nt
Organism: Hyaloscypha bicolor E
Lineage: Eukaryota; Fungi; Ascomycota; Leotiomycetes; Helotiales; Hyaloscyphaceae
Exons: 3
Coding region: 1-501 (166 amino acids)
Source: RefSeq, a predicted model, not a curated record